Messenger RNA from Gloeophyllum trabeum ATCC 11539, 2316 nucleotides. Its product is annotated as DNA repair helicase rad25. Gene Ontology annotation, molecular function: ATP binding; DNA binding; 3'-5' DNA helicase activity. The transcript is spliced from 14 exons. Gene Ontology annotation, cellular component: nucleotide-excision repair factor 3 complex; transcription preinitiation complex; transcription factor TFIIH holo complex. Lineage: Eukaryota; Fungi; Basidiomycota; Agaricomycetes; Gloeophyllales; Gloeophyllaceae. The record is from RefSeq and is a predicted model, not a curated record. The coding region runs from base 1 to 2316 and encodes 771 amino acids. Gene Ontology annotation, biological process: transcription initiation at RNA polymerase II promoter; nucleotide-excision repair.
AUGGAUCAGGAUUUUUCCUGGCUUCAUCUGAAGCCAGAUCAUGCAUCCAGGCCAAUCUGGAUAAGCCCAGAAGAUGGACACAUCAUUUUGGAAGCCUUCUCACCUAUAGCCGAGCAAGCUCAGGACUUUCUUGUAGCCAUUAGUGAACCUGUCAGCAGGCCGGCUUUCAUACACGAGUAUAAGCUCACUUCCUAUUCUCUGUACGCUGCUGUUUCCGUCGGUCUCCAGACGGAAGACAUCAUCGAAGUGUUGAAUCGCCUUUCCAAGGUCCCUGUGCCGGAAAGUAUCAUCAAUUUCAUUCGCGAGCGGACUCUGUCGUACGGGAAGGUCAAACUCGUCCUCAAGCAUAACAAAUAUUACAUCGAGUCUAGCCAUCCUGAAACUCUCCAGUUCCUGCUCAAGGACAAAGUAAUUCGGGAGGCUCGCGUAAUCUCUCAGACUACGGACAAGAGCAUCAAAGCCAACACCUUCACGACAAGUAAGGCCCCGAUCAAGGGUAACCUUGUAAUCCCCGGCACUAAGGAGGCUGAAAAGAAGAGGGACGACCUGAAUAGUGGCAAAACGGGUACGCAGAGCGCGCAAGGUCCUUCCACUUUGGACGCCGAGUUAUUUACCUCGGUGGUUGGCGUCGAUUCCGACGACAUUGAGGACGAGGAUGAUAACGUGCAUUCGUUUGAGAUUGACGACUCCAAAAUCGACGAUGUGAAAAAACGUUGCAAUGAGCUCGAGUACCCUAUGUUGGAAGAGUACGACUUCCGGAACGACACUAUCAAUGCCAAUCUGGAUAUCGAUCUCAAGCCUGCCACUGUAAUUCGACCAUAUCAGGAAACGAGUCUGAGCAAGAUGUUCGGUAACGGCCGUGCGCGGUCGGGUAUUAUUGUGCUCCCUUGUGGCGCAGGGAAGACCCUGGUUGGGAUUACCGCAGCAUGUACCAUCAAGAAGUCCUGUCUGGUGCUCUGUACAUCAUCGGUGUCGGUUAUGCAGUGGAAGGCACAAUUCAUGCAGUGGUCGAACGUAACGGACCGACAAAUUGCUGUCUUCACCGCAGAUCAGAAGGAGAAGUUCGCAGGAGAGAGCGGUAUCGUGAUAUCCACCUAUUCCAUGGUCGCGAACACCCACAACAGAUCACACGAGUCGAAGAAGAUGAUGGAGUUUCUGACGUCCAGAGAAUGGGGCUUCAUCUUGUUAGAUGAAGUGCACGUUGUACCGGCCGCUAUGUUCCGACGGGUUGUCACUACCAUUAAGGCUCAUUCAAAGUUGGGUUUGACCGCUACUCUUGUCCGUGAGGACGAUAAGAUCGCGGACCUCAACUACAUGAUUGGGCCUAAAUUGUACGAGGCCAACUGGAUGGAUCUGGCCGCCAAAGGCCACAUCGCCAAUGUGCAGUGUGCGGAAGUGUGGUGCCCGAUGACCCCCGAGUUCUAUCGGGAGUACCUGCGCGAGCAGUCUCGAAAACGCAUGCUCCUGUAUUGUAUGAACCCCAAGAAGUUCCAGGCUUGUCAGUUCCUUAUCAAGUAUCACGAGGAACGAGGAGACAAGAUCAUAGUCUUUUCCGACAAUGUCUUCGCUUUGGAGGCGUACGCGAAGAAGCUCGGGAAGCUAUAUAUUCACGGGGGCACCGGGCAAGUGGAACGGAUGCGUAUAUUGCAAAACUUCCAGCACAACCCGGCGGUCAACACUAUUUUCCUGUCCAAGGUCGGAGACACCUCUAUCGAUCUUCCGGAGGCUACAUGCCUCAUCCAAAUCUCGUCUCAUUUCGGGUCGCGUAGGCAGGAGGCUCAGCGCCUAGGGCGAAUCCUGCGGGCCAAACGCCGUAACGACGAGGGCUUCAAUGCCUUUUUCUAUUCCCUGGUGUCUAAGGAUACCCAGGAGAUGUUCUACAGUACAAAGCGGCAACAAUUCCUGAUCGACCAGGGCUAUUCCUUCAAAGUCAUUACCCAUCUGGACGGCCUCGAAAAGCUCCCAGACCUAGUCUACCGGACGCGCGACGAACAAAUCGAGCUGCUGUCCUCCGUGCUGUUAGCCAACGAGAGCGACGCAGACCUUGGCAACGAUGUCAGGGCUGGCGAGGGGGAUCUGGCAGGGACGGUGACAUCGAAGGACUUUGGGCUGCCUACGAAGGUGGCGCCGGCGCAACGCACGACGGGCUCGCUGACCGCGCUGAGCGGCGGGCAGCACAUGUCGUACAUGGAGCAGAACAAGUCGGCGAACAAAAAGCUGGCACGCGAGGCCAACACGACAAGGAACAAACUGUUCGCCAAGCGGGAUAGGGAGCGAGCCACCGCCAGAAAGGAGGCGGCCCGCGGGCGAGGCUGA